Messenger RNA from Perca fluviatilis (European perch), 2829 nucleotides. RefSeq lists its product as uncharacterized. NCBI's taxonomy places the organism in Eukaryota, Metazoa, Chordata, Actinopteri, Perciformes, Percidae. The coding region runs from base 178 to 2037 and encodes 619 amino acids. The transcript is spliced from 10 exons. The record is from RefSeq and is a predicted model, not a curated record.
ACAUGUUUUUACCAGCCCUUGGAUUACCUGCGCAGGUACUCUCAACUAAAUUUUGUCUAAAACCUGUCCCAACUUGUUCGAGGAAAAAUAACAAGCCAUGAAGGAAGACAGUUAAUCUGUUUAUCCCUGCUACACCUGCGACGAAGUGAAAGUAAACGGCGUAUCUGCUUUCCAAAAAUGGCUCGUCGUUAUUUCCUGGUCUAUUUCAUAUUUCCGUCAUGUCUGGUUGCUGGACAGUCUCCAAAAUAUGCACUCAAGGGGCAGGAGUUCUUCUUAAAGCCAGAUGUCGCUGGACACCCUGAUGGAAUUCUGUGGAAACAUAAUGGCAACAAAGUGGUGGAGUUUAAUGGCAAUGAGCAACAUGUGUACACCCCAUAUGAAAACAGGAUCACUCUUGAUUGGGUCUCUGCAGAACUCAGUAUCACUGAACUCAGAUUUGAAGACAGCGGAGACUAUGAAUUGGAAAUAGAAGUAAACAAAGAAGUGUAUCGUUCAAUUUAUAAACUGCAGGUCAUAGACAAGGUUGCCAAGCCCACCAUAUCCUGCAAGAUGAGCAAUGGCAGCAGCUCUAACAGUUCUGGACAGUUGGUGUGCUCGGCAGAGCCCAGACAACCUCAGUCUUUAAUGAAGUUUGAGUGGAGAACACAUGGAGGAGUGCAGCCUGGCCCAGAGCUUACAAUAUCUCUGGGGGAGGAACACGAUGAUGAUGUACAUGGUUGCAGUGUGAGCAACCCUCUAAGUAAUGAAACAGCUACAUUCACUACAAAGGAUUGCUACCCAGACCAAAGUUUAUCUGUAGCAGUGAUUGCCAGCAUCAUCGGCAUCUUUGGAAUUGUGCUAAUUGUGCUCGUGGUUUUGGGCAUACUGUUCUGCAAAGUACGCCAUAAAGCGUGUUUUGCAACAGCUGAUUUGGAAAAACAGUCACCACCUUGUAAAACAGACGGUUCAGAUAAGAAGAAAGCUCACGGUGAUGAAAAACAGCGUCUUCUUGAUAGAACACCCACAAUUCCCUCUCAGCAGCCACUUCGCAGUUUGGCCCAAGCAGAACCAUAUAUGGAUAAACAAGAUGGGAUGCCACAAGAAGGGAUCGUCCAAGAGAGAAGAAAGAUGUUUGAGCAAAACAAUGAUGGACAGACAGGUUCAAAGAAGAACAUAGACCAACAUAAGAAAACGGUGUCUCCUCCUUCCCCUCCACGUAGUGAGUUCCCUUCUCCUCUGGAUCCGAAUAAUCUUAUUUGCAGCGACAAAGAUGAUGCAGAGUCAGUCGACUUCGGUGAGGAAUUGUCCAUUGCUCCUGAACAGCCAGAGCCAGAGAAAGAGGCAGAUGAGGAUGAGGAAGAACAGUCUGCUCCUGCCAGUGCUGAAACUACUUCUGCCGCUCAGCCACAUUCCCCUUCGACCGAAAGCUGUCUAAAUAUGGCACCGAAGGACGCCGCUGGUGAACACAAAGAAGACGGCAGCUCAGAUCAGGUCGCUGGAGGAGCUGCAGAUGAAAAUGGGGGAGAAUCUGACUCAUCAGGUGAAGAGGAAAGAAAUGAAUCAGACGACUGUAUCGAGGACAAACAGCUGUCCACCGUUCCUGAACAGAAAGGUUCAGAAACAUUAUUACAUGAGCAUGAUUCAAACUUAUCACAGGAUGAAACACAGACAAGAGAAAGCCAGCAAGAAAAAACCAAACCAGUUUCUGAAGAUGAAGAUGAAAGAAAUAGUUUAGGUGACCGUGAAGAUACAGAUAUGUGUGACCCGGAUCUGUAUUUAGCCACCUCCCAGCCACCUCAGAGCCCCACACCAACAAAAGCAGACAACACAACCGAUACCUUUCAAAAGUCUCCAGACACUGCACAUGCAGACCCAGAUCGAGAAGAACAGGACAAGAUCAGCCAUGACUCAGAUGAGGGUCAGUCAGAUAAAGGCAAGGGUGAAACUGUUGAAGAUAAAAAUGAAGUCAAGUGUGACCUAAAAGAAGAAAAGCAGGGCAAUGAGAGCCGUAGUCAGGAUGAAGAAGGACAAAAGAAAGAUGAAGCUGUUGGCCUUUAAAAAGGAAGCAGAUAGUGAAAGUGAAGCUGUAAAUACAACACAGCACAAAGCAAAGGGAAUAAGAUCAACAAAGACGUAAAGGUAAAGUUAAAUGAGUGGAGGAAUUUUAAGACUAUCCAAAUGCAGACACAUAGUUGCUGUGGGAUUGUAGUAAAAGUAUGGAAAGAUGGACAUACAGUAGGAAAUUAGCAGACAAUGACAGUUUUGAGGUUAAAAGCAGAUGAGUGGUUCAUCUCUCUCUGUUGCCUGUUUCUUUUCUUUUUUUAAAUAAAAGGCCUCAUAAAACCAGUAAUACCAGUACCUUUCUCUUAAGAUUUCCCUGACCCUCUUAAUAUUAUUCAUGUAAUGUGUUGGAUCAACAUCUGCAUUGUAAAUUUCAAUUUAAUUGUUAGUCUUUUUAAGUGAUACAAAAAACGUGUCAACUAAUGAAAAUACAUGCAUAUAUUUUUUUAAAUGUUAUGAAUCAAGCUAUUAUAAAUAAGAAGUUAUAUGUUAAACUCUUAUCAAUUUAACAGCACUAAUCCUGUAGAUGUCAUACUGUGAUCUUACUCGUAAGAAAGACUUUCUGGUGAAAUAUAAAUAUUGUAUGCUUAGUUGGACGUCCAGUGACUGUGAAGAGGUUAAAACAACCGAUCUUUGCCCUUUUAGGAAUCGAAACGCCUUAUUGCAUGUGUUGUAGGAGAGUAAAAUGCUUACAAACAUUAAAUGAUCCCUCUGGAUUCAUAACAAAAAAAUGUAUGCAAUGCUGUAAGCAUAGAACAAAAUUAAAGUAACCCACUUUUAAAAAUCUGA